AUGAAUGAAGACAAUGCUCGUUUCUGCCUCCUGGCUGGGCUCAUCCUGCUGUACUUGUUGUGUGGGGCGGCCAUCUUCUCAGCCCUGGAACACCCCUUUGAACUCCGUGCCCGCCGCCUCUGGAAACAGCAGCUGGAAAACUUCACCCAGAGAUACAGGGUCAACCUGGGUGCCCUGCACACUCUCCUGCGACAGUAUGAGGAAGCAAACGGAGUUGGGAUCAGAGUGGACACGCUUAGGCCCCGCUGGGACUUUUCUGGAGCCUUCUACUUUGUGGGCACAGUGGUCUCCACUAUUGGCUUUGGCAUGACCACACCGGCGACCAUAGCUGGAAAAAUAUUCUUAAUCUUCUAUGGUCUCAUCGGCUGUGCUGCAACCAUCCUCUUCUUUAACCUCUUCCUGGAGAGGAUCAUCACGAUGUUAGCUUACAUCAUGCGCUGGUGUCAUGAGCGUCGGCUAAGGUGUGCUGGAGUUGGGUUGGUGUCAAGCAGGGAGGAGUCGUCCGGUGAGGAGGACAGCCUGGAAGGCUGGAAACCGUCAGUCUAUUACGUGAUGCUGAUCCUGGGUGUUGCAUCGGUUGUGAUUGCGUGCAGUGCCUCCACUCUGUACAGCUCCAUGGAGAACUGGAGCUACGUGGACUCCCUCUACUUCUGUUUUGUGGCCUUCAGCACCAUCGGCUUCGGGGACCUGGUGAGCAGUCAGAGACAGCAGUAUGAGUCUCAGGAGGCCUACCGGCUUGGGAACUGCCUUUUCAUCUUAAUGGGGGUGUGUUGUAUCUACUCACUCUUUAAUGUCAUUUCUAUUAUCAUCAAGCAAACUCUAACCUGGAUCGUGGGUAAGCUGGUCUGCUCGGGGCGGCAUGCACACCUCAGACAAAAACGCUUAAAACGCAACACCGUGCAGCCCAUGUCAUCCCGCUGCCCUGCAGGAAGACACCUCUGCAGGGACGGCUCGGUGGAGACAGUGUGUGACAGUGAGACGGAUGCAGGUGCAGUGGCUGCGGGCCGGCGUCUGUCAGGAGAGAUGAUCUCCGUCAAUGAGUUCAUGGUGUCCAAUAGGGUGUCUCUGGCACUGCUGCAGAAGCAGCUGAGCGAAACAGCUCAUCAGGGCCCACGGCAGAGCUACGGCCAUCAAAAUGGAUUCUCUGGUGGUGUGGGGGCCUUGGCCAUUAUGAAUAAUCGCCUACAGGAAACCAGUGUGGAUAGGUAG
Perca flavescens (yellow perch) is the source of this 1209-nucleotide messenger RNA. It is a transcript of the gene kcnk12l, whose product is annotated as potassium channel, subfamily K, member 12 like. The record is from RefSeq and is a predicted model, not a curated record. Gene Ontology annotation, cellular component: plasma membrane. Gene Ontology annotation, molecular function: outward rectifier potassium channel activity; potassium ion leak channel activity. NCBI's taxonomy places the organism in Eukaryota, Metazoa, Chordata, Actinopteri, Perciformes, Percidae. The transcript is spliced from 3 exons. Gene Ontology annotation, biological process: stabilization of membrane potential; potassium ion transmembrane transport. Bases 1 to 1209 code for a protein of 402 amino acids.